This is a messenger RNA of Bursaphelenchus okinawaensis, 2300 nucleotides long. The record is from the annotation of a GenBank genome assembly. NCBI's taxonomy places the organism in Eukaryota, Metazoa, Nematoda, Chromadorea, Rhabditida, Aphelenchoididae.
AUGCGACGAAUUGACAAUGGCCGAAGUGUAGGAGGGAAGAAAGUCCAAAAGUUGCUGGAAUUUUUCAACCAGCACUUGCCAAUGGUUGGAGUUACCGAAAAGACGUUGAUUUCACCUACUGUAAGCUCUUUUUUAAUUUUUUUUUGGUUUUAGGUACUGAAUUUAGAAUUGAAUUAGGAGUGGAUGGUAAAGAAGGGUUGGAUGUCUAGGAUAAUAUAAUUUUUAGUUUAUAAUGUUUAUUUUUGUAGAGUGACGAUGUCCAAAAGAUAUAUGCGGCAAUGCUGGUGUAUACUGGUGUUACUGAGGAAAGAACUCUUUGUUUCGAAGAUGUUGGAGAUGAAGAUGAAGCUGCGGCCAAUGGAUGUGUGCUUUUCGAGGAGUUGUAAGUUUAUAACUGUUUGUAUCUUUCGAACUUUUUUAUAAACAUGUACAACUUGCUGUGUUUUUUUUACUUUGAUUUUAGCACCUUAAAAUCUUUUCAGAUCGGUCUUUUUUAAAAAGUACAACGAUAGCUACCGCUUCAAUAUCAGCGACUUAGUAUCGCCGGAUUCUGCCAGAUUCCUUCAAUUUUUACAAGAUUUGAUCAAAUUUUACAACGUUAGAAUACAAAGGCAGAACGAUUUGGCCGAGGUUUUUAAAGAAAGGGUGAGUUUAUUAUCGUUAUAUUGUUUUUUACUUUAGAUUUGUAUUUUUUGAUCAUUGUGGCUGAGAGCAAAAUCUUAAGGAACGUGAUGUUUGAAGGGCCUCUUUUAAAGUUCAUGCUAUUUUUUAUCGUUAAAAAGCCGCUUUUGUUAAUUUGGGGUAUUUUACAUUGUUUGAAAUAGUUUUUUGUGUUAAAUUUUUAGGUACCUUUUGGUUUAAAUAAGUGUUUUUAAGUUUUAGGUAUUAUUUAUAAAGUUUGCGUAUCAUUUAUAAGGUUUGAUGUUUAGGAUGCCAUUCAAAAGCGACAAGCCGAAGCCCCGUUGAUAUUGGAUUCGUUGAGAGAGGAUGUUCAACACACAAUGGACAGUUUGGACAAUUUAAGGAGGAAAAAAGUUGAGGUAAGUCUAUAACUUCAACUGGAAGUUCAGGGAUGGGAGGAGGAAACGUUUUUUCAAAAAAACAUUUUAGCUAGCCUACCAAAUCGAAAACCUGAAGAAAGCAGAAACAGCUCAAAAAAUCGAGAUUAACAGCCUAGACGAAGCCAUCCCUAAAACCGAACUAGAAAUCCAAGAACAACAACAGAAGCUAGAGGCCACGAAGGAACGGAUACGCCUAAUGAACGAGGAAAUCGCCGAACUCAAGGGAAAACUCAUUCAAUCACCUGACCGACAGAAAAGCGAAAUGCGACAACAGGAGAAAGACCUCGACCGGUUGAACACUGAAGUCCAGAUGCUCGAAACCUCCAUAACCAACUUUGAAAACCUGCUGAAUCAACUAGAGCAAGUGGAUCAUCAUUACUUCAAUUUCAUGGAGUCAUUGAACAGCAUCAAAGAGGAAUAUAAGAAGAUCACCAAAGCUCAACACAUCGCAUCCUCACUGCAGAAGGAGCUAGAAGAAGCCAUUAUGAAGAAUAACCAAAAACAAGAUGAACUGAAAAGAUUAACUCAUACAUACGAAGCCGAGAAGAAUUCAGAAGCCCUGAAGCACGAUCGACUGAGCAAUGAGGUUCAACAAUAUGAUACAUGGGCUUUACAGCUCAAUGAGUAAGUUAUAGGAGUUAUUAGGUUUGGAUACGCUAAAUUUUGGCCUAGUUAUAUAAUACCAGUAAUUUGAGUUGAUAAUGAGGAUAACUCUUGAAAUUUAUAUUAUAGUAGGUGUGGGGUCAUAAAAAAUUCAUUUUUCGAAUGAAUAGUCGGAAUAGCUUAAAACUUGAGGAGAAAUGUCAAAACCUUAAUGUAAAGUUUAGAUUUAAAGCUGUUUUUUUUUAUUUAAGGCUUUAUUACCUAAUUUACCAAUUUUUCAGGAAAAAAGAGAAUUUAUGCGCCAAAAUCGCCGAGCAUCAAAUCAACCUGAACACAUUAAGAGACAGAAACGCCGACAUCAGAAAACAUCUUCAAGAUUACAAUGUAAGAGAAACGCUACAAGAUUACGAGCAGGAAAGGAAGCUCCUCGAAGACAGAUUGACUCAAUUACUGGACAAAAAGGUGGAUCAUAUGGACAAAAUUAAAAAGUUACAAACUAUCAUUGUCAAAAUGGAAUCCCAGAUCGAAGAUGCUCUGAAAAUUCGACACAAAAACUUUGAACAACACCGUGAUGAAGUGAAGAACAGAGAAACCAUGAAAGACUGGGUUUACACUGAACAACAAUACACUGAAUGA